This is a messenger RNA of Ciona intestinalis (vase tunicate), 2472 nucleotides long. Lineage: Eukaryota; Metazoa; Chordata; Ascidiacea; Phlebobranchia; Cionidae. The record is from RefSeq and is a predicted model, not a curated record.
AUACGUUUAUUUAGUUUUUAUUCAUCAUAAAUCGCCGCCUGCACAAAUCCUUUUUUAUUGGUAACCGCAAACACAAACAGGUGUGCUUACUAUACGAGUAAUAACAAACAGAUUACUAAGCUUAGCUAAUUAAACAUAGGCUACGAACGUUUAAACUUACAACAUCAGAAAGUCAAGAACGCAACCAUGUACGAAGAGCUAAUGCCAGGGGGGCCAACCGGAAAUCUUGUUCCAACUUUUCCACAGUCCGUAGAAACUCAAAAAAAUUUGUACAGAGAUGUCAAAUCAUCCAAUAAUACUAAAGAGAUAAGCAAUUGUUUGUGGUACCAUUUUAAACUUCGGCGUGAAGAAGCUCAAGCAAUGGUUGUAAACGAUGGUGAUUUCCUUCUUCGUCAAUCUCUAUCCAGUGUUGAUGAUUAUGUUCUAACAUUAAGAUGGAAUGCAACAGUUCUUCAUUUUAAAAUCAAUAAGUUUGUCCAGAGGCACGAUGCUGUAAACUCUAGCACAUUCUUUGUGUUUGAGCGAGCUUACUUUGAUUCUAUAUACUCACUUAUUAUGUACCACAUGGAAAACCAAAUUCCAAUUUCUGUGCUCACUGGAGCGUUAAUCCAACACCCUAUCACACGUCAAACACCUGCUGUUGGGUUUAAUGAAAGACAAACAGUUUUACGAAUGGAUGCACAUGGAACAAAAGAAAACAAUUCAAAUGUUAUGAAGACAGAGAAAGAAGACAAAGUACCCCCACUAAAUGUUGUUACCAAGUUUGAUAUUCCACCAAAACCCAGUCGAGUUCCAUCUUUUCGCAAACCAGUGAUUCGACACGGUUCUGGUACCAGAUCUGCAACUGGUAAAAGUCUCACAAAAAGCGUGACUUCUAAAAAAGGGGAAGAUAAGUCAGAAAUCUUACAAGAAAGAUCUUCUGCAUUGAAUGUUUCAAAACAACAACCUGAUAAUUCCAAGGAACCAGUUCUGUCCUAUGUAAGUAACAUUCUGCAAACUAACAACAAACCGUUAGAUAGCCAAGCAAUGGCCGCUGUAAAGAAGAUAUUGCUACAAACCGAUCCUUUUAAAAUUGCAAAGCACAUCACCUAUCAUGAUUAUAAAAUUUGUGAAAUUCAUGACAAUGGAUUGGAGAAAAUGAUAUUUCCUGUUGGCAGCAAGUUAAGAAAGUUAGUCUUAGAAAGAUACCAAUGUCUUGCUUUCUGGGUUGCAAUAACAAUAUUAUCCGGUUCUCAAAAUGUCAGUGAGAUGGUUGAUAUGCUUAACAUAUUUAUUCAGGUAGCAAAUGAACUUGUUCACAGUUUGGGAAAUGUUUUCGGAUUUUCUGCUUUAAUGCAUGGCUUGCUCUGCCCACAGAUGUUGAAGAUCAUUAAGGUAUGGGCAUUACUUCAGCAACGUUAUACAAAUAAUUCGGUCACUUUGUUUAAAAAGUUGAACCCAUUGUUGAAAUUGCUGGAUGAAGGAAAAGGUCAAAUAAGUUUGGAGAGCACAUGCAUUCCACACAUUGUUCCAAUGCUACGUUUCCUUGAGAAUCCAUUAACUGAAAUUCCUCAUUAUACAAAUAAAACCAACGUUGGCAGCUCACCAAGUGUACCUAAAUCUACGAAGGAUCCUCAACAGCAGGAACAUGAUUGGUGGAAAAAUAUACCUGAUGACAGUUUUGAUGGAAUGUUAGCUCAACUUAAUGUGACAAGAACUAACAUCACAUCAAGGGAUUUGUUCCAAAAAACAACUCAAUCUAAGAUUUUUGUCCAUGGCUAUGAUACUGGACAAUCAAUAUCGGAAAUUUUGUCAACUGAAUUUCAUAUGCGAUUGUUAUUUGGUCAAAAAGGUGUUGAAUCAGCACAGUGGGAAAGAUAUGCAAAAUUUGAUCGCCUUAUAACUCUCAUAGCACAGAGAAUUUAAAAAUAUAUUUUUAAUAUGUAUUUUUAAAUACUUUUAAUAAACCGUCUAUAUUUAAUGUUUCAAUGCUUUUAAUAUAUCAUUCACAAUUCUGCUUUAGAGUUCUAUAUCUGUAUUGUUCUAUGCUAUAACUUAAGCUUCAUAUAUUUGGUGCUUUUGGAUUUGGUUCGAUUGUAACUUUUAUAUAGUAGGGUGGAGGAAGAGUCGUGAAGAUUUUAUAAUGUUCUUUGUUUACUACUAAAUGGGACGUGAAAUAGAAUGUAAAGGUAUCCCAUCUCCCCCCACUCUACUAUAUGUACCUUUUUUACUGUUCGUAUUAUAACAAUCGUAUAAUCACUAAUCUAUCGUUUCAUCAGAAGUUCGGUUUUGAAUAACAUAGUGAUGUGCACUACAUGAAUUAUUGAACUUCUAAUAUAAUUGAUUUUUCGCACUAAUCAGUGAUCACAUUCAUGGCCCAUGAGAGUGUUCUCCAUCCCUGCACUUAACAUUCAUCCAAAUGAAACUAAUUAUAAACAAUUAUUGUGUUGACUUGUUGUAUAACAGAUUUGAAUUACACUGCAGUUAACUACA